This is a messenger RNA of Botrytis deweyae, 699 nucleotides long. RefSeq lists its product as uncharacterized. Bases 1 to 699 code for a protein of 232 amino acids. The transcript is spliced from 2 exons. The record is from RefSeq and is a predicted model, not a curated record. NCBI's taxonomy places the organism in Eukaryota, Fungi, Ascomycota, Leotiomycetes, Helotiales, Sclerotiniaceae.
AUGAACACCAACGCUCGUCGAAGAGGUGCGAAAGUCGCACCAUCCCACUAUCCCCGCAUCGCAUUCCAUGGAUUACGUUUUGCGCAAUUGAUUUCGGCGACGAUUGUGGGAGGUAUUAUGGCAUACUUUAUCUAUUAUUUGCGAGCUGAGCGAAUUCCAAUCCCAUGGACUUUUAUUGUGCUCUUGUCGAUAUCACUUGCGACAGUCGCUGUCCUAAUUCUUACGAUCAUCCUCUAUAAUUUCACAUAUUUGUCGCCAAAAUUCAAUUGUUUGCUGAAUGGUACGGCGUCAAUUUUUUGGAUGUUGGGCUUUGCGUUGUUGAGUUGGAAUCUCAGUAAUACGUUGAAGAAGAGUUGUGAUUUGCAGACUUGGAGGAGUGGUGUAGCAAUCAGCGUCUGUAGGGAAUAUAAGGCUCUAUGGACAUUUACUUUGGUUGGGACAUUGUCUACAUUGGCAGCAUUAGCUUUGGACAUUUGGACACACAGGAAGACUACAGAGAGAGGCGUUUAUGUUUUGCCUGAGGAUGAUAAGAAUGCGGCCAUGUUGAAGGAUAUGAAUGGUAAAAACAGUCAGACCAAAGGGUAUGAACCCAGUCGGGGAGGAGCUUUCGAAGAGGAAAUCGAUAUCGCUUACCACAAUCGAUAUGGUGAUGACGCAUUGGAGAGUGUGGGAUAUCAUGACAGAGUGCUUCACAAAUAG